CGGGGCAAUCGACAUUCAUCCUACCUUCCAAACAAUAAGGUUGCACCAUGUGAACAAACCUACGUAUUCCACCCAACUCAAAACAACUAUAAUGACGGUAGUGAUUUAGCUCAGCAAUUUUCCGAAAACAAUCGGUCUUCCAGGAGUUUUCUUCAAGAAAUUCAGAAACUGUCCCAACUCAACAUUCCACGAAUGAGUAACAAAUGUAGUUACACAGUAUUGACUGGAUGUGCCGGAGAUAGUACAGAAAGCUUGUUAAGGCAGCAUGCAAGCCCUCAGACGGAAGUGGAGGUUAUAGAUACUGACAUUGAUACACCCCGUAGAGGUUCAAUGAUCAAGUCCAAAUCAGCAUACAUAAUAAAGAAAAAAUACAAUACGGACGCAUCUCCAGUGGCAGACGAAGAACAAAAAGAAACAAACACUAAAAAACGCGUAGAAUUCGAUAGCACAGCUACAAAAAUACCUCGCGAACCAAUUUCUGUGCCAAAUUUUAGUGUAAUAACGUUACCAACCCCUGUAUUAACACCAGUAGAAGCCACCAAACUAGUAUAUUUAGAUAGCGAAGAUGAGAAUGAGUUACUCGGUAAAACUACAAAGUUUUCUGAAAAAAUAACUAGCGUUCAAGCGAACAACGAAAAGACUGUCUAUGAAAACUUUAAGCCAAUCAAAAAAGGAGAAAGUUACAGUUCUCAUAUAGGCUACGCCGACAAUCCCCUGUAUCAAGAGAUGAUAAAAUCAUUAGAGGAAAAGUCCAGAGAAAACGUUUCUUCCACGUCAGACUAUGCCAGUAUUGAGACUGUUAAUAGGUUGUCAUCUAACAGUAGUUACAGUGUUAAAACAGGAACACCUCAAGACGAAAAUCAGAAGAACGUAGAACGAGACAGAAAUGGACCGUUCGGUUUCUGCAAUCCUAAUUACAUGGGCCCUGAUAUCAAAGCAGUAAUAAGCGAAAAAAUGGAUAGAAAAAACAUCGUAAAACUUCUAUCGAACGAUGACAACUACCAAAAUUCCGAUGACGAAAACAUACUGGAAAUGCAGAAUUACGAUGGAACUUUUAACAGGAACACUAAAGUAGUUUAUAGACAUUCUAGUAGAAUGAAAAGACCUCCUCCAAAAUCUUUAGCUCUAGAAAAAGACCAAAAUCGUAGUCGCUCAAAUACAGAUAAGUGUAGGGCACAUAGUGCAGGUAGAGCAGAGCAUAGAGUAGAAAAUGUUAAGCAUGAGGUAUUUGGAUCGGGAGUUGAUCCGGCACUUAGGGUUUAUCUCUAUAUUUUUGGUGGAAAAGAGCAAGGUCAAGUGACGGUUUUUCAGAGACCUAUCUCUAUUUGGCGAUUAAAAUUGUUUUAA
Messenger RNA from Psylliodes chrysocephalus, 1347 nucleotides. NCBI's taxonomy places the organism in Eukaryota, Metazoa, Arthropoda, Insecta, Coleoptera, Chrysomelidae. The record is from the annotation of a GenBank genome assembly.